AUGAGCGCUUCCGAAGAGACGCCCGAGCAGCUCCAGGCGCGUUUGACUGACCUGACAACCCACGCUGCUGCAAAAGAUGCCGUGAAAGACCACAAUGGCGCCGCCGAGCUGUACUCGCAAGCCACCGAGAUCCAAGCCGAGUUGAAUGGAGAAAUGUCGCUGGAAAACGUGGGGCUGCUGUAUGCCUAUGGAAAGUCCCUCUUCAAUGUCGCCGUGAGCAAAAGCGACGUUCUCGGUUCGAAAGUUACUGGCGAUGCCUCGCAGUCGGAGACCACCGCGACAAAGCCAUCGGGAGCUGAAUCUACGAAGUCCGGCCCUAUCAAGUCCGCAGUCUCGGGACCGGGUCCAAAGACGUCUCUCGACUCUGAACAGAAACCCAAGGGUCCGCUUUUCCAGUUUACCGGCGAUGAAAAUUUCGAGGACUCGGAUGAAGAUGAAGAAAAUGAGGACAAAGCGGGGGAAGAAGAGGAAGAGGAUGACGACUUUGCAAACGCAUUCGAGGUCCUGGACCUAGCACGAAUUCUGUCGCUCAGAAAGCUAGAAGAGAUAGAAGAAAACACGACCGGAAAGGAAAAAGCGGUAGAGAUUGACCCCGCAACAAAACAAAUCAAAGAACGUCUCGCAGAUAUCUAUGACUUGCAGGCGGAAAUCUCUCUGGAGGGCGAAAGGUUCGACAACGCGGUCUCGGAUCUCCGGGCCGCUCUUGAGAUCAAAGAAGUGCUAUUGCCUUUUGAGGAUGCCUCGAUAGCCGAGUGCCACUACAAGCUCUCGCUUGCUUUGGAAUUUGCUUCGGUCACCCAAGAAGAGAAUGACGGGGAGCAACAGGAAGAAAAUAAACCCGUUGUGGUGAACGAAGAAAUGCGAAAAGAGGCCGCAAAACACAUGGAGACCGCUAUCGAGAGCUGCAAGGUCCGAACGACACAAGAAGAGCAGAAACUCGCAAAUGGGGAGAUUGAUGGAGAAGACAAAAUCAAUGCUGCCAAAAGAAAGAUUGCGAAUGUCAAGGAGAUAGUCAAGGACAUGGAGCAACGACUACUUGACCUGCAUCGUCCACCCGUCUCGAUCAACGAUCCGGCCCAGGAAGCGGACGCAAUGGACGCGUUGAACGGGAUACUCGGACAAAUUAUUGGGAAAUCAUCCGAGGAGAAGAAGGCUGCGCUUGAAGAUGUCACGAAAGGCGCCACCGAUCUGUCUUCGCUGGUGCGGAAAAAGGCACCCUCCAGUGCCAAACGACAACACGAUAGUACCGAGGAAGCAGAAACAUCAAAACGGGCUAAAACAGAGGAACCAAAUGAAUAA
Talaromyces rugulosus is the source of this 1299-nucleotide messenger RNA. RefSeq lists its product as uncharacterized. Gene Ontology annotation, biological process: DNA replication-dependent chromatin assembly; CENP-A containing chromatin assembly. The transcript is spliced from 2 exons. The coding region runs from base 1 to 1299 and encodes 432 amino acids. Gene Ontology annotation, cellular component: nucleoplasm. Gene Ontology annotation, molecular function: histone binding. NCBI's taxonomy places the organism in Eukaryota, Fungi, Ascomycota, Eurotiomycetes, Eurotiales, Trichocomaceae. The record is from RefSeq and is a predicted model, not a curated record.